AUGGCCAAUCAGCUGGCUGUUAUUAUGGCGAGUCUAGCCCGCUUAAGGAGAACGCCCCCCUACACCGACAGAAUGCCCUCGGCCCAAGUUUGGAACACUAAAGACGGCGCCGUCUAUACCACCUCCAACGGUGCCCCCGUCAACGAGCCAUAUGCCGCCCAGCGUGCUGGUAUCAACGGGCCCCUCUUGCUUCAAGACUUCCACCAUAUCGACCUUCUCGCCCACUUCGAUCGUGAACGUAUCCCUGAGCGAGUUGUACACGCUAAAGGCGCUGGCGCUCAUGGCUACUUCGAGACAACCCACUCGCUCUCCGAUAUCACUUCAAUUCCCCUCUUCCAAAAGCCAGGAACCAAGGUCCGCGCUACAGUCCGAUUUUCGACCGUGGGCGGUGAAUCUGGCUCUGCGGAUACCGCCAGAGACCCCCGAGGAUUCGCGAUCAAACUGAGGACGGAAGACGGAAACUGGGACUGGGUCUUCAACAACACCCCUGUCUUCUUCUUGCGCGACCCCGCCAAGUUCCCCCACUUCAUCCACACGCAGAAGAGGGAUCCCCAGACUCACUUGAAAGAUAGCAACAUGUUCUGGGACUAUCUCUCCCAAAACCCAGAGUCGAUCCAUCAAGUCAUGAUCUUGUUCUCCGACCGCGGGACACCUGAUGGCUACUUCCACGAACACGGUUACUCUGGUCACACCUUCAAGUGGCUCAAGGAUGAUGGAACCUUUGUCUACACUCAGGUCCACGUCCGAGCUGAUAGUGGCUUCAAGACUCUCGACGCUGACACUUCGGUCAAGCUUGCUGGUGAAAACCCUGACUAUGGCACUCAGACUCUCUUUGAGGCCAUCGAGAACGGAAACCACCCCAGUUGGACUGUCUACGUCCAAACCAUGACACCCGAACAAGCUGAAUCAUUCCGCUACAACAUCCUCGAUCUGACCAAAGUCUGGCCUCACGCCGAGUUCCCUCUCCGCCCUGUUGGCAAACUUGUUCUGAAUGAGAACCCACAGAACUACUUCGCGGAGAUUGAGCAAUCUGCGUUCUCUCCUUCGCACCUGAUUCCCUAUGUCGAGCCCUCUGCCGACCCCGUCUUGCAGAGCAGGCUGUUCUCGUACCCUGAUACCCAUCGCCACCGUCUUGGUGUGAACUACCAACAGCUUCCCGUCAACGCACCCAUCGUCCCCGUCGCCAACUUCCAGCGCGAUGGGCCUGCGACAUUUGUAUCUCAAGUGGACUUCGAACAACCAAGGGCUCUAUGGAGCAAAGUUUGGAACGACGAGCAGAGGGCUGUGUUCGUCAAGAACGUUUCAGGACAUCUUGGAACUGUGAAGAGCGACGAGAUCAAGGCUAGGCAACUGUCCGUCUUCGCCAGAGUUGACCAAAGCCUCUCUGACCGCAUUGCCGCUGCCAUUGGACAUUCUCCUGUCCAACCGCUCGCUGUCAAGCCCGCUGCCGAAGCAGUCAGGUUCCGUGCAAACCUCGGGUUCGCCAAUACGUUCUUCCAGAGGCUGUAGUGUUGUUUUAUCUGACGCACUGUUUUUCUAUUUUCUUUGUUUUCUUCGCCCUACCUUACCCCAUACACCCUCCACACUCGUAUCAUACCCCUCUCUACCUAUUCUCUUUACGUUUCGCAUCGACCUCUUUUGUGUUCACGACACAGGUUCGCGGCGCUCGCCAAGGCUUGAAGAGCAAGCACUCAAGAGUCACACUCAAGUUUACGAUACCCCAAUACGAUAGGGCCUAGGAUAUGAUUUACGUGCGACGUACAAACAACGAAGUGGCCGUGGCCGACGAUUACGAUAGGAUAAGGAGUGGGAGAAAUAUAUCCAGAAUGUUUGAUUGUC
This is a messenger RNA of Coprinopsis cinerea okayama7#130, 1839 nucleotides long. RefSeq names its product heat-induced catalase. The coding region runs from base 1 to 1509 and encodes 502 amino acids. The transcript is spliced from 12 exons. Lineage: Eukaryota; Fungi; Basidiomycota; Agaricomycetes; Agaricales; Psathyrellaceae. Gene Ontology annotation, molecular function: heme binding; catalase activity. Gene Ontology annotation, cellular component: cytoplasm; peroxisome; mitochondrion. The record is from RefSeq and is a predicted model, not a curated record. Gene Ontology annotation, biological process: hydrogen peroxide catabolic process; response to hydrogen peroxide.